This is a messenger RNA of Thlaspi arvense, 1479 nucleotides long. The record is from the annotation of a GenBank genome assembly. Lineage: Eukaryota; Viridiplantae; Streptophyta; Magnoliopsida; Brassicales; Brassicaceae.
CAAAUCACAGCUUUAAAUUAAUUACACCCUUUCAUUUGACAUCUCACUCAUUUACACUCUCCCUCUCGCUCUCAAUCUCCUGAAAAAGCUUCAACUAGCAAAAGCAAUGGUUUUAGUGUACGUUCAUUCCGAUGGUCCACCAAUUUUCAUCAACAAGGACAUGUUGACCUGGUACUUGCUCAGUCUCAAGCUCCGCGGAAGAAAAACGAGAAACCAACAAUCUGAACCGGUUCACGAUCAGCACCUUCUUUGUUUACCGGAAAUCAACAGAGCGAAUCAUGACCAAGACUUGCAAACCCACGAGCAAACUCAUUCCACGGUGGUAGAAGAGAGGCGAAAAAAGACACAAGAUAGUUGGGUGGUCUCGAUAAAAGAAACGCUCGAGCAGGUUAAUAGUGACGAUGACAUGAACAAAUGGGGCAAGAUCUGUAUCUACAGAGUUCCACAUUACCUGCACGUAGAAGACAGCAAAUCGUAUUUUCCGCAAACUGUCUCGCUUGGUCCGUACCACUACGGGGAGAAGCAAACCCAGUCCAUGGAGUAUCACAAGUGGCGUGCGGUCAAUAAGGUUCUGAAACGUACGAAGCAAGGCAUCGAGAUCUAUAUUGAGGCCAUGAAAAAGCUCGAGGAGAGGGCUCGUGCUUGCUACCAAGGCGACAUUGAAAUGGAUAGUAAUGAUUUCACAAAAAUGCUUGUUCUAGAUGGAUGUUUUGUUCUAGAGCUCUUCAGGGGAACCGUUGAAGGGUUCCAAGAAAUUGGAUAUGCACCCAACGAUCCGGUUUUUGCGAUGAGGGGAUUGAUGCAUUCGAUUCAACGUGACAUGGUAAUGCUGGAGAAUCAACUUCCUAUGUUCAUUCUAGACCGGUUAUUACAGGUACAACUCGGUACCAAGUCUCUCUUCUCGAAUCUCAUAGCAUUUGAGCAGUGCCAUAUCGACUCGGGCAACAACAUAACAUCCUACAUAAUCUUCAUGGAUAAUCUAAUAAACUCAUCUGAAGAUGUUAGCUACUUGCACUAUUGUGGUAUCAUCGAGCAUUGGCUAGGGAGUGAUUCUGAAGUUGCGGACUUGUUCAACAGGCUAUGUAAAGAAGUGGUUUUCAAUCCCAAAUACAGUUAUCUGUCUCGACUCUCUGAUGAGGUUAACCGUUAUUACAGCCGGAAGUGGAAUUCCUUGAAGACUACUUUAAAACACAAGUACUUCAAUAACCCUUGGGCAUAUUUCUCCUUUUUUGCUGCAGUUAUUCUCCUAAUCCUCACGUUAUCUCAGAGUUUCUAUGCUGUUUAUGCUUAUUAUAAGCCAAAUUCUUAACACAAAACUGUAAUUUUAUUUUUCAUUUGAUUUAAUUUAGAAUUUUUGUGUUUUCUUAUUUUUUUUAUUAACAUUUUGUAUUUUAUUCUAUUAAAAAAACCUUGUAACUAUUUGUUUGGAAGCCAUAUCCUAAACUAGAAGUAGUUAACAUUUUUCAAACGUUACACAGA